AUAUAUAUAAAUAUAUGAAAAAUUGAUGUGGGUACUCAAAUGAAAGGUCUCGAUGAGUGUAAUGUCGGGGUUAGCUCACAUCUUUAAAAAGAUCAUUAGUUGACAAGAUAGCAUUGUCAGCUUUUAAUUAUUGACAUUUUUGAAGAUAUAAACUUAUCCUGAUUAUAAUUAAACUAUUAAAUUAAUUCCAGCCGAUUCAAUUAGUACAAUAUACGAUAGACGUAGCACCAGCAGGCAAAAUACCUAAUGGAAAAACAGAAAUUCCAUUUGAAUUGCCUCUCAAACCUAGAGGGUCAAAAAGUUUAUACGAAACGUAUCAUGGAGUGUUUGUUAAUAUUCAAUAUGUAAUAAAGUGUGACAUAAAAAGAAGUUUUUUGGCCAAAGAUGUUAGUAAAUCACUUGAGUUUAUGGUCGAAGAUAGAACACCGAUAGGUAAAGAAAUAAAGCCACAAGAGCCUGUUAGACCAGUUACUUUUAAAAUAGUACCAGAGUCGCUGCAAAAUAUUAGAGAUAAAGCAAGUGUUCCUGAAUUUAUUAUUUCGGGACAGAUUGAUAAAGUUAUUUGUAAAUUAUCUGAACCACUUACUGGUCAAGUUAUUAUUGAGGAAACUGCAGCUCUAAUAAAAUCAAUUGAAUUGCAAUUGGUGAGAGUUGAGACUUGUGGAUGUGCUGAAGGUUACUCUAGAGAUGCUACAGAGAUACAAAAUAUUCAAAUAGGAGAAGGAAAUGUUUUUACUUGCGCCUUUGGGGGACUUCUCACAUUUUGA
Cotesia congregata is the source of this 767-nucleotide messenger RNA. The record is from the annotation of a GenBank genome assembly. NCBI's taxonomy places the organism in Eukaryota, Metazoa, Arthropoda, Insecta, Hymenoptera, Braconidae.